CCUUUUUUUUAUAUUAGCAUCUCAAUCAAUACAUAGGCGGAUGGUUGAGAAAGAUUUGGAUUUUCCGAAAAAUUUGUAUAGAUGACAAGCAUUUUUCAACCAAUAUGUCUUCAGACAUAAUAACAGAUUUCAUUAUUACUUUAAUGUGUUUACUGCUAUUGGCACACCAUGCAGCAACUGAAAUACAAGACUGUACUGAAGACUUCAAAACAUGUGAAGAUACUUACAAAAAGAAUAUUCUUGGUCCUCUGAAUUCACAAACAAGCAAAGCGAAUGACAUUUGCAGAGUCAUUGUGGAGCUCCAACAAUGUCUUUCUGCUCUAACUUGCUCCAUUCCACCAGAGGCCAAGACAGAGACUCUAGACAAGUAUAGGAAAGGAUUGCUUAAACGAAACUAUUCAUGUGAUCCAUACGCUGAACUAACACACCCUGUACAAGAAACCCCAAAAUUUACCCAAAAGGAAAAACCCACACAUAUUUACAAGUCUAACAACGAAUGCACUGUAAACUUAAGUACCUGCAAGGAAGAAUACAUGGAAAAUAUAUACAAAAACAGUGGUCAAAAUGAUCCGAGUAAAAAGUUACAAAUUCAAGCCGAAGCUUGCAGGACUGCCCAAACAUACGUUACAUGUACGAGACAAUGUGGUGAGCACCAUUCUAUGGAAGCAACAGCAAACGUGUGUAGGGAGAUGACCCAGAGAAAUAUUUCAUGUGAGCUAAUCCUUUGCGACACCAAGACAACGUUUAAUUCUGCGCCUGGAUACACACAUACAUUACGUGUCCUGAUUAAUGCCGUCCUUUUAUCUGUCGUCUGUACUGCAAUAUAGAUCAAUCCUGGGCCUCGAUUCAAGUACAAUUUAUACAUGUCAGUGAUUUUGUUGACCUAGAUCAAUGUCCAUGUGACAGGGAAGAAUAGAGAGACAUAAGAAUGAGAGUAAGACUGAGUUGUUGUCUUGAAGAUCAGUUGUCAAUAUUAGCUCGUUUAAUAUAACAAUGGGGUAUGUUGUUAUUUAUGGAUAACUUCCAUAAACGCUUAAUCCCCAAGCCUAGGUUCCUAUAUUUUCGUUGUUUUUCCAUUAUUGUUAUUAUUAUGUUAUAAACGAACGAGUAUUCAUUCUCUGGCGUUGCCAGGGUCGAAUUUCGUUAAAGAGAAACACAAUUUAUUGUCGUGUCUUUAUGUGUCCAGGACUUUCCUGGUGAUGUAGCAGGUUUGAUGCAGUACCGCUCUCUUACGGGCAAUGAGAAUGUUCCUAGGAAUGUUAUUAUUUUUAUUAUUAUUUGCAUUAUUUAAAGACAUUACUUUUGGACUAGUCUUAAAGAUGCGUUUAAACUGAAAAUAUAUCUUGUUAGUGCUUAAAUUAUUUUUUGCUCACUUUUAUCCAAAUCGAUUGAUUCUGAAACAAAUGAUAAACCAAUUUAUGUGGAUCUUUGUAACUGCAAACU
Molecule: messenger RNA, 1443 nt
Organism: Biomphalaria glabrata
Lineage: Eukaryota; Metazoa; Mollusca; Gastropoda; Planorbidae
Exons: 11
Coding region: 105-827 (240 amino acids)
Source: RefSeq, a predicted model, not a curated record